CUAUUUUUUAUAUUUAAAACAAAAUACAGAUAUAUUUAAGCGUUAAAAUGAAAGAAAAACGUAGUAUGGAAAGUAUACUUAAGAUGAACUAACCUUUCAUUUGGCAUUUGGUGUGACUUGAAGGACUCGAAGCAAUUGGAUUGUUGACAGCUGAGAUCCUGGAAAUAGUGCGUUAAUAUUAACAUUGAUAGUGAAAGUCAAACUGCCAUGUAUUAAUUAAAAAUAUAAUUCUGCAGAAUAAAUCAAUAUUAAGCAAAUUGAUGAAAUUGAACUUCAUAUUUAUAGCAAGGCACUAUUGUUUCUCUAGUAAAAUGCCUUAUUAUGCAGUUGCCAAGGGUAGAAAACCUGGAAUUUAUGCCACCUGGGACGAAUGCAGUGCUCAGGUCAUUAAGUUUCCUGGAUCAAUAUAUAAAAAAUUUGCAACAGAAAGCGAAGCUCAAAGCUUUAUAAAAGAACGUUCCUCUUCAAAUAAAACAACAGGUUCCAGUGGAGGUUUUAUUUCAUCAAAUGAUAAAAUUGUUAAACCUAUAGAAUCACAAGCUUUACCAAAGCAACUGUUCCAACUUGGAAACAAACAAUCUGCAGUAACAAAAUCGUUAUCAUCACUUUCAAAGAGAACUUUAUUAACCAGUAGUAGUGAUAUCAGUGAACAUCCAAGUAAAAAGAGAAAAAUUGUACCAAAUGUUGCAAAUCUGAAAUCAACUCAGUCUUCUGAUCAGAAUGGUAAAGUUGACUUCAUUGUGGAUGAAGAUGGCUAUGUGAAUGUUUUUACAGAUGGUGCAUGCAGUUCUAAUGGAUACAAAAAUGCACGAGCUGGUAUUGGUGUUUGGUUCCAAGAUAAUCAUCCAUUAAAUGUAUCUCAACCGGUGGAAGGAAGGCCUACCAACAACAUGGCAGAGAUCCAAGCUGUCAUGGUAGCUGCAAAACAAGCGAAGAAAGCAGGAAUCAAAAAAUUGAAAAUUAACACUGACUCCAAAUUUCUCAUAUCCUGCAUCACACAAUGGAUGCCAAGGUGGAAGAAAAGAGGAUGGACAACAGUGAACAACAAGCCAGUUAUAAAUAAAAUAGAAUUGUUGGAAAUGGAGAAAGAAUUGGAGUCAUUGACUAUAGCUUGGAAUCAUGUGAAUGGACAUGUAGGAAUUUAUGGUAACGAAAUGGCAGACAAACUGGCGAGAGAAGGUUGCUUACAAUACAAAAAUGAGAAUAGAUAAAAGAGAUUACUAUUCCAUCAAAAGUACAAUUCAGAGAUAAGAUAAGAUAACUCACUGAAAAUAUGUAAUAAAUCAGUAUCAUUAUUAUGUA
Messenger RNA from Linepithema humile (Argentine ant), 1302 nucleotides. RefSeq names its product ribonuclease H1-like. Gene Ontology annotation, biological process: DNA replication, removal of RNA primer. Lineage: Eukaryota; Metazoa; Arthropoda; Insecta; Hymenoptera; Formicidae. The record is from RefSeq and is a predicted model, not a curated record. Gene Ontology annotation, molecular function: magnesium ion binding; RNA-DNA hybrid ribonuclease activity; nucleic acid binding.